AUGGGAAUUCAAAAUUGCCCCAACGACGAUUGGAUACAGAUUGAUAAUGGCUAUCUUGAUCGACUUGCCGAAAGGAGACAAACCAUACUGAAUCAUCCCGACAAAACAAUCGGUGUCAAUGAUGUAUCCUCAUUGGCUAUCCAGGAACUAUGGACAGAGGUUAUUAGGCAUGUUCUCGGGAGGUUUCCCAAUUUAUUCCGAUUAGAAGGAGGCGAUGUUUUCAAAAACAUUGUGAGCGGCAAGACCUGGAGAUUGUCAGAAGUCUCGCGAGAUAAUACUAAGCAGCUGCUUAUGCUCUCUGAGAACGUUGAAGAAGAUUUCUAUUUCAUGUGCCCCGAUAGUGAAAAUGAGUUUCGGUUACAAGGAUACCUGGCUUGCUUUCCCGGUGGGUUUGAUAGCCCUUCAAGAGUCGGUCUGUCGAUGGCCGAGAUUCACAAUCCAGUGCCAGGGUAUCCGGAGCGAAUCAAAAGGGGGACCGAUAGGUUCUUCUCCAGGAUGAAAGGUGGAACGAAAGUUCAACGCUUUAAUUGGAGCCUCCAAACAGAUGGCAAAGAUCUUUUCCGUCUUGAUGGCAACAACUUUUACCCCGAACAGGGGCAUAAUCUGCCUACAAUCCAAGAUAAAAUCGACCUUGAAAAAUGCUACCUUCGAUGUGAGCGGCAGUCGCUUGUGAGUCUAAAAAAGAGCCGGGCAAUCGUGUUUUGUGUACGAUCCUAUAUGACGCAUUUGUCACAUAUCAUUGCUGAAGGUAAUGGACCUGCAUUGGCGGACGCUAUCGAGUCCAUGCCAGAGAAAUUAGGGAAUUAUAAGAAGCGACCAUUCUGGGAGAAGGAUAUUUAUGCUUAUCUUAGAGCUUGA
Molecule: messenger RNA, 858 nt
Organism: Talaromyces proteolyticus
Lineage: Eukaryota; Fungi; Ascomycota; Eurotiomycetes; Eurotiales; Trichocomaceae
Exons: 2
Coding region: 1-858 (285 amino acids)
Source: RefSeq, a predicted model, not a curated record